CAUGGAAUUGAGGACACAGCUGCAGAAUGCAGGAGACUGGGUGCGAAGGCUCACGCGUUUGUGGUAGACUGCAGUAAUCGAGAAGAUAUUUACAGCUCUGCGAAGAAGGUGAAAGCAGAAAUUGGAGAUGUUAGUAUUUUAGUAAAUAAUGCUGGUGUAGUCUACACAUCGGAUUUGUUUGCUACACAAGACUCCCAAAUUGAAAAGACUUUUGAAGUUAAUAUACUUGCACAUUUCUGGACGACAAAAGCAUUUCUUCCAGAGAUGAUGAAGAAUAAUCACGGUCAUAUUGUCACUGUGGCUUCAGCAGCUGGGCAUACCGGGGUCCCCUUCUUACUGGCCUAUUGUUCAAGCAAGUUUGCUGCUGUUGGAUUUCAUAGAGCUUUGACUGAAGAACUGGCUGCCUUAGAAAGAACUGGAAUCAAAACAACAUGUCUCUGCCCUAAUUUCAUAAACACUGGCUUCAUCAAAAACGCAAGUACCAGUUUGGGACCCAUCCUGGAACCUGAGGAAGUGGUAGACAAGCUGAUGAAUGGGAUCCUGACUGAGCAGAAAAUGAUUUUUAUUCCAUCUUCUAUACGCUUGUUAGUAUUAGUGGAAAGGAUCCUUCCUGAGCGCUUCCUGGCAUUUUUAAAACAAAAGAUCGAUAUUAGGUUUGAUGCAGUUAUUGGAUAUAAAACUAAAGGACAAUAAGUCCGACAUGGGCUACAUUCUACGUUUAGUUGAUGUAAAUACAUAUCUUCAAAAAUGCCUGCCUUCCAAAACAUCAUUAUACUUAAGUAACAUAACUCAAGUUCUCCUUCAAACAUUAGCCAUAAAUAAAACUAAUUUACCAGGUUUAAGUGGAUUUCAUCUAAUGUUCAUCAGAAUUUUAAUGUUUAGAUUUCUGCUUUUCCUAAUAUCUUUUUUUCUUCAAUAUAAUCUUUUGAUGCCCUGGCAGUUCACAUGUAUUACCACCUCUCCUUUAGCUGAAAGCUAAUUUCAUAUAAUACAAAGAGGGGGAUAUCUUAGGAACUGACAUUAUAGAAAAUGGAGAAAAGGAACAAAAAUAAUUUUAUAAUAUUUCUAAGAUUUUGUGGCUUGUGAAGGCUUUGCAAAAUUUGUACUAUAAAUGUGUAAGAUAUAGUGUUCUUUCUAAUUGCAGUUAAGUUUUAUAUAAUUCACCUGUUUCCUUUUCUAUUCUCCAUAUAACAAACACUUCAGGCUCUCUAAAUGAAAAACUGUAUCUUAUGGCAUUUCACAAUGAGUUUCAUAUGAUGUAAGAAAUACUGCUCAAACAUUUCAUCCUGCACAUUACUAUGUUGUUUCAUUCCAAAGCCAAACACUUCAGCUCAAGGAAAUGUCAGAUGGACACAUGUUGCAGGUAUAAAAUCACCGUUGGGAUCUGAGGCAGAGAAUCAGGAGAAUGCACCCAGAGUGGCAACAAUAAACAAUUCAAACUUAAA
Molecule: messenger RNA, 1445 nt
Organism: Hyaena hyaena (striped hyena)
Lineage: Eukaryota; Metazoa; Chordata; Mammalia; Carnivora; Hyaenidae
Product: estradiol 17-beta-dehydrogenase 11
Exons: 6
Cellular component (GO): lipid droplet
Molecular function (GO): oxidoreductase activity, acting on the CH-OH group of donors, NAD or NADP as acceptor
Source: RefSeq, a predicted model, not a curated record